CAACAUUUGUAACGAACCAGAUUGAAAAUAGCCAGCGUGUAGAUUUUUUAAGCGGAGUGAGGAGGGGAGCUGUUUGCUUGUACACGUUAGCGGUUUUUAUGAAAUGUCAUUCGGAGAAAAACGUUUUAUUUUUUACUGAAUUACAGAAGCUCUAAAAAACUGUCGUUAGCCAUUUGUAUGAGUUUGCAAGCUAACAACAGAGAGCCUGGUAUCACAAUCUAGCUGAAACGGAAAUGUAGCAUGCUAGCUAUCCAAAAUGAAAUUAAUCACUAGCUAGCUGCGUUAGGUAGCCAGCUAGUAAACCAGCUAUGUUUGUGUCAAGAUAACGUUAAAAGCCAAAAGGUUUUUGUUUUCCAGAUAAGGACAGUAGAAGGAAUGGGUAAAUGUGCAUUUUAAAAGGAACAGAACAUGAAUAUUGAGAUGGAGAAAUCUAGAUGUAAAAUCACAGCUAAAACAACGUUUUCUUAGACAUUAGAAUAGCGUCAAAAUCCCAUUCCUUAUUUUUAAAGAGCUUGUUACUUGGCUAGUGUGCUGAAGUUCACUGAAGGCAGUUGGGAAGAUGAUGUAUUCUUCCCGAAGGAAACCGGUCCUGUACUUUAAAGAGGACAGAAGAUUUCUGUCCUGGAAAUGCAGCAUAUUGAAGCUCUUUGGCCUGUGCCUGGUGCUCGUCUUGGUGCCACUGCUGUGGCUGCAGCUCAGCUGCUCUGGGGACAUGAACCGGGCUACAGUGGAGGACAGCCACCUGCCUCAUCAGCCCUGUUCACUGGACAGAGAGGCGCUCGUAGCCGACAGCCCCUCAUGGGGUCCACAUAAGAUGGCCCUCCUCAUCCCUUUCCGGGAGCGCUUUGAAGAGCUGCUGGUCUUUGUUCCUUAUAUGCACGCCUUUCUGAACAAGAAGAAAAUUCGGCACAAAAUAUUUGUUAUUAACCAAGUGGAUCACUUUCGGUUCAACCGAGCCUCUCUCAUAAACGUGGGUUUUGAGGAAAGUGGAAACGACACAGAUUACAUCGCUAUGCACGACGUGGACCUGCUGCCUCUAAACGAAGCACUGGACUAUGGAUUCCCAGACCAGGGGCCCUUUCAUAUAGCCUCCCCUGAGCUGCACCCGCUCUACCACUAUAAGACCUACGUGGGAGGAAUACUGCUCCUUACCAAACGGCACUAUCAGAUGUGCAAUGGUAUGUCCAAUCGUUUCUGGGGUUGGGGAAGAGAGGAUGACGAGUUCUACCGGAGACUGAGAAAGGCAGGAUUAGAGCUUUUCCGGCCUGUUGGAAUUACCACAGGUUACAAAACCUUCCGACACAUCCAUGAUCCUGCCUGGAGGAAAAGAGACCAGAAGAGAAUAGCUUCACAGAAGCAGGAGCAGUUCAAGGUGGACGCUGAGGGCGGGUUGACAAACCUUCGCUACAAAGUGGAGUCACGGCAGGAUCUGACCAUUAGCGGCGCUCCAUGCACCAUCGUCAGUGUUAAACUAGAGUGUGACCAGAACCAGACUCCUUGGUGCCUGCUAAAUUAGUGCCUGUCACAUGGACCAGACAGACAGAGAGGAUGACAGGUGACAGGCGGUGGGUCGAAGAGGGGUGGGUGGCCAGACCCUGGGUUCACCUUCUGGCUGUGCCAGGGUGCCUGCUAUCCCACAAUGCACAAAGCCCUGCAGGGAAAAAGAAAUACCUCUUAAUCGCGCGACCACACGCGUAAUGUACGGGACACAGGGAAACAGCCGGGCAUAUAUGGCCAAUAUAUGGCCACUGUGGUAGAAGCAUAAUUUAUGAUGAACUAGUAUUCCCCAUUACUUUAUCUUAGCUGCCUGAACCGCUGUCACAAAAAAGCACUGUCUCACGGACUAAGUUUCAGCUGCUUUUCAGAAAAGGUCAUAAAACUGAGCCUUGUUUUAGAAACUAAUUACAGGCUGCACUUGCUGUCAUUUAUUUUAUUUUUUUAUUUUUAUUUUAAGUUUUUUUUUUUUUUUUUUUUUUAAAGUAAUUUAUAUUGCAUCUGAGCGUUGACACAUUUGGAGUAAAUUUGCCAUGGUACAAUAAGGCAACAUAGAAUAAGGAAAUAUUAAAAAGUACUGCGCAAAUUUAAGUAAUUAUUUCUGUGUACAUCAGUCAGUAUUAUUGUUUCCUUGUGAGGUCUGUAAAUCAUGUAUUACAAGAAUGUUCUUUCCUUGAAAAGCACUGGAAACAAUACCUUUUCAGAAUGGGAAGAUGGAUGCUUGACUGGGAGGGCCUUCAUGUUAUUGCUGUCCUCGGUUGAUACAGGACUUCCGGUUCUGUUUCAUUUUGUGGCCGUUGAACGCUUUAUUUUGCUUUUUUUGUGGCAUGAUUGAAACAGAAGAGCAGCAGGAGCAUUUUUACAUGAUACAGUUAUAAAUACGCAUCUCUUUUAUUGUGUUCGUAGUCUGUAAACACAACCUGUGUUUAACCUGUUGACUUUCUUAAGACAAUGGUGAGUAAAAGGUACUAUAUGUGUGUUUUCACAGUAUUUAUAUAAAGCUCAGAUUCAGAGA
Messenger RNA from Anguilla anguilla (European eel), 2509 nucleotides. RefSeq names its product xylosylprotein beta 1,4-galactosyltransferase, polypeptide 7 (galactosyltransferase I) (gene b4galt7). Gene Ontology annotation, molecular function: xylosylprotein 4-beta-galactosyltransferase activity. The transcript is spliced from 6 exons. NCBI's taxonomy places the organism in Eukaryota, Metazoa, Chordata, Actinopteri, Anguilliformes, Anguillidae. The record is from RefSeq and is a predicted model, not a curated record. Bases 560 to 1516 code for a protein of 318 amino acids. Gene Ontology annotation, biological process: carbohydrate metabolic process; proteoglycan biosynthetic process.